AUGGCGGCUGGUAUAAUCGGGAAGAAGCACGUCGGUCCCGGAUCUGUUUACCCCUUUGACUUCGCCUACACGGAGGAAAACAGCUCCGUCCUCCAGGUGGGCAGGAACAUCACCCGGAUCAAACUUCUGGUCCGCAAGUUCUUCCAGACUCACAAGGAGGAAGCAGCCGAGCGACGGCGAGUAAGAGGCGCGGGAACSAGCGGCGGCCCGAAUGCAGAGGAGGAGGAGAGGCCGUUUUUUCUUUACGUGGCCUUCCAUGACACCCACCGAUGUGGCCAUUCKCAGCCCCAGUAUGGGGCUUUCUGUGAGAAGUUUGGGAACGGAGAACCGGGAAUGGGUUUAAUUCCUGACUGGAAGCCAGUGUACUACACACCAGAGCAAGUUAAGGUUCCUCCCUUCGUACCYGACACACCGGCUGCUCGGGCCGACCUGGCUGCACAGUACACCACAGUCAGCCGGCUGGAUCAGGGUAUCGGGUUGGUUCUUCAGGAGCUGCGGGAUGCCGGUUACGACAACGACACUCUGAUCAUCUACAGCUCAGACAACGGGAUCCCUUUCCCCAAYGGCAGAACCAACCUGUAUCGGUCAGGAACCGCCGAACCCAUGUUGGUUUCCUCCCCGGAUCACAGGGAGCGGUGGGGCAACACCAGCCAGGCCUUCRUCAGUCUGCUGGACAUCACUCCCACCGUCCUGGACUGGUUUUCUGUCCCUUAUCCAUCCUACAUCCUCCCUGAGAGUCCGUCCUUGCAGGUCCUCCUCACUGGCCGCUCCUUGCUGCCCGCUUUGACCUCUGACCCCAGCAGCUGGAACACGGUGUACUCCAGCCAGUCGCUGCACGAGGUGACCAUGUACUACCCGAUCCGCUCCGUCCACCAGGGGGCGUACCACCUCCUUCACAACAUGCACUACCGCAUGCCCUUCCCCAUCGACCAGGACCUGUACGUGUCCCCGACCUUCCAGGACCUGCUGAACCGRACCAGGCUGCAGCGGCCGACUCACUGGUUCAAGAGUCUGGACCAGUAUUACUACAGGGAGCGCUGGGAGCUGUUCGACACCAGGACCGACCCUCAGGAAGCCAAGAACCUGGCGUCGGACCCGUCCUACAGCGGCGUGCUGGACAACCUGAGG
Poecilia reticulata (guppy) is the source of this 1128-nucleotide messenger RNA. NCBI's taxonomy places the organism in Eukaryota, Metazoa, Chordata, Actinopteri, Cyprinodontiformes, Poeciliidae. The record is from RefSeq and is a predicted model, not a curated record.